Molecule: messenger RNA, 1521 nt
Organism: Drosophila arizonae
Lineage: Eukaryota; Metazoa; Arthropoda; Insecta; Diptera; Drosophilidae
Gene: Tango4
Product: transport and golgi organization 4
Biological process (GO): mRNA splicing, via spliceosome
Cellular component (GO): catalytic step 2 spliceosome; precatalytic spliceosome; Prp19 complex
Molecular function (GO): protein binding
Source: RefSeq, a predicted model, not a curated record
CAUUGUCGCUCAAUGUGAAUAGCAAAUAAUUCGUUUACGUUUAUGUUUCGUAUAAAUAAAAACACAUAAGCAUGGAAGAUGUACAAAAGCACAGCGUGCAUACGCUUAUAUUUAGAUCACUUAAACGCACACAUGAUCUGUUUGUUUCGAAUCAGGGUAAUUUGCCGGAUAUCGAUGAGCGUUUCGAGAAAAUGACUCGUUCGAUCAAGGCCAGGGAUACUUAUGGCUUGGUGAUUGACCGCGCCAUCAAAUCGAUGGACGAUAAAAAAAUGUCCGCCAUACAAAACGGCAGCAGCGACAAGCCAUUGGCCAUUACAGACGGCAGCACCGGCCAGGCUGCAGCCGGCUCGGAUUCGGGUGCAACCGGCGCAGAGACCGGCAGCAUGGUUAGGUCUAAUCGCGACAAGGACAAACCGAUGGUGAUUGGGAACACCUCGUUGGUGCGUGCCUCAAUGCCAACAAGCAGCGGCAGUGGAGCUAGUAAUGUGCAGCUAAUACCAAAGAAAGCGCCUAGCAUUCCCAAGCCCAAGUGGCAUGCGCCGUGGAAACUAUCGCGCGUCAUCUCUGGCCACUUGGGCUGGGUGCGUUGCAUAGCCGUAGAGCCGGGCAACGAGUGGUUUGCCACCGGCGCCGGUGAUCGUGUCAUUAAGAUCUGGGACUUGGCCAGCGGCAAACUGAAGUUGUCGCUGACUGGCCAUGUGAGCACGGUGCGUGGCGUCGCCGUCAGCGCAAAGCAUCCGUAUCUGUUCAGUUGCGGCGAGGAUCGUCAGGUCAAGUGCUGGGAUCUGGAGUACAACAAGGUUAUCAGACACUAUCACGGCCAUCUGUCCGCUGUCUAUUCGCUGGCACUGCAUCCCACCAUUGAUGUGCUCGCCACUUCUGGCCGCGACUCAACGGCACGCAUCUGGGAUAUGCGCACCAAGGCAAAUGUCCACACACUGACGGGCCACACGAACACGGUAGCCAGCGUGGUGGCCCAGGCCACCAAUCCCCAGAUCAUAACCGGCUCUCACGACUCCACCGUUCGUCUGUGGGAUCUGGCUGCCGGCAAGAGCGUCUGCACGCUGACCAACCACAAGAAGUCCGUGCGCAGCAUUGUCCUGCAUCCGUCGCUCUACAUGUUCGCCUCCGCCUCGCCGGACAACAUCAAGCAGUGGCGCUGUCCCGAGGGCAACUUUGUGCAGAACAUAUCCGGACACACGGCCAUUGUCAAUUGCAUGGCGGCCAAUUCGGAGGGCGUGCUCGUCUCUGGCGGCGACAACGGCACCAUGUUCUUCUGGGACUGGCGUACCGGCUACAAUUUCCAGCGCUUCCAGGCGCCCGUCCAGCCCGGCUCCAUGGACAGCGAGGCGGGCAUCUUUGCCCUCUGCUUCGAUCAGUCCGGCACACGUCUCAUCACCGCCGAGGCGGACAAGACCAUCAAGGUGUACAAACAGGAUGACGAGGCCAGCGAGGAGACACAUCCGAUCAACUGGCGGCCCGAUCUGCUCAAGCGUCGUAAAUUCUAAGAGAUUUCUAGUU